Messenger RNA from Rhopilema esculentum, 5677 nucleotides. Its product is annotated as nuclear pore complex protein Nup160. Gene Ontology annotation, molecular function: structural constituent of nuclear pore. NCBI's taxonomy places the organism in Eukaryota, Metazoa, Cnidaria, Scyphozoa, Rhizostomeae, Rhizostomatidae. Gene Ontology annotation, cellular component: nuclear pore. The record is from RefSeq and is a predicted model, not a curated record.
AGUGCGAUUUCAACAGGGGGAAAGUGCCCCUUUGAGUUGAAUUUUUUGGCAGAAUUUAUUGAUGACCUGUGACCAUGUGAUGUGACCUUCAGCAAAUGAAUCACCUCAAAAUGUUUUAUAGGUUUUACUAAAGUUGUAUGGUUGUCAAAUUAACUGUUUUCACUCGAAGUAGAAUAAAAAAUGAUUGUCAUAAUGUUUGAAAUGCUGUGGCCAGUAAUGCAAAUGGAUACAGUAUGACAGCUGCAGUAAAUUUUUGAUCCAGACUCACUGUUAACUACCACUUUGUAUGUGGCGGAAGUAUGGUGUGGUGUGUCCCAACAGAGCUCAAUACCCUCUCGCCUAACUUCUUUGUCACUGAAACAAAUGAAAAUUUGGUGGGGUAAAGAAGAUUCCUCCUAUGAAUACAGAUAAAUUUUGUCUGACAUUUUUCGAUUCAAAUUGGUGGCUUGGCUGCCAAUUUCCACAAACUUUGUCCUUAUCUUUGCAAGAGCCUCUUUAUUGUUAUUCUGUGAACAGCUGUACUUAACAGUUUUGGUCAAAUGUUUUUGCCUUGCUGACAGCUCAAGAAAAGAAUGGAAAAGAAAGUAUAAAGGGGCCCAAACUUUUCAGACAUCUUAAUAAAUGAUUUAAAACCAAACCUUUCUUCUUUAUGCCCACCAUUUCGAUUAUAAAAAAACUGUCCCUUAAGACACCUUUUAUUGUUAAUAACUGCUGUUAUAUUGGAAAAAGAACUUGAGUCAUAGUUUGGGAACCAUGUAGCACAAUGGGCAUGUGUCCUAUAUUUCAGAAACAGAUGCAGUGCCUAUUUGCAGCCCUUUGAGGUUUAUCUGAAGGUUUAUCUCAGAGGUGUAGUGCUAGGGGGGCUCAGGGGGGCUAAUGCCAAAAAGUAGCCAAUUUCUACUUCUGCUAUUGUUUUUCCCAGCGUUUUGUGGAAGAGCCCCUAUAGUUAUUUUGACAGCACUACGCCCCUGGUUAAUCUGUUAUCGGAAGGUUGAUCUAGAUAAGUAAUUUGAGUCGUUUUCAUUCAUUAAUUUAGCGAUAAAGUGGGGAGGCCAUCUAGCCCCUUCCCCCUGUGUCGCGGGCCCUGAUUUCUCCUUUGGAUCCACACAAGCUAUUCUGUCACAACACCAACAACGACAAAAAUUUCAAGCUCAAUACACGAAGUAAAGCUAAGAUUUUCAAUUUUUCAUUUGGUAAUGGCGGGCUCUCACAACGAGGUACAAGUGCCUUUCAGUUUUGAAGGUGGGCGGCUUUUGGAGCUUGCUGUUCAAUCAGAUGUCCGUAUUGAAGACAACGUAGAUGAAAAUAUUUCCCAAGACAGAGCUGGUGCAUUUUCUUACAAGCAUUGUCGCCAUUACAGUAGGACUACGCGAAACCGCUCAAUUUUUUGGAAAAUCUCACAGAAUGCUGUUUAUCUAACUGAAGUUUCACAAGAUCUUCACCUAUAUGGAAACCAAAUUUGUUUGAGAAUAAAAAACCUAACAUUCUUGCCCUGUGUCAAAGUCCUUGAAAAUGCAAAUGUUGUUACUGUCAUUAUUGCAACAGCUCACUCAGUUCACAGACUUACUUGGCAUCACCCUACCAAAGAGAAACAGGGUGCAUACAUUUCGUCCAGUAUUGAUGCAUCUUCACCGUCCAUAUUUGUAAAUAACCCCACUGGUGUCACUGCAGACUCAUGGUGUUUUGCAGCAUUGCCUAAGAAAUGUUUGUCAUUCUCUGCUGAGCUUUCUUCUUCAGGAGAAUGCUUCAUAUCAUUAAUAACAGUGGAAGGAUCUCUUGUCUUUGUUACACUGCCAGCAUUUAACAGCCAGACCUUGCCACAAAUAUCCGAGCUCAAGCAAACAAGCAUCAUGAAACGACUAUGGACAGGACUUGUCCCAACAGUUCUGAGGGGUGAUAAUCUUCCACAUGAUAGUGUACAGUCAUGUGAAAUCCACACUAUAGGGAAAGAAUGUUUUAUCUUUGCACUCUGCAAAGAUCUAAAGAUACGGAUAUGGUCCUGCAAGACUCUUGAAUGUGUUGAAGAUUAUGACCUUUCACCGUUGCUGCCAGAUGUUUUGGAUGUUCAGUCUGGAAUAGCACAAGCCCACAUGAUUCGAAAAGCAACUGAUAUCGAGCAAGGAAAUCAUUUUAUUGGUGUAUUCUUAAAUUUCAGAUUUCAGUCUCAGUUUUUUGCCUUUGAGAUUAUUGAAGAUGAAGGUGACGUGGAAUUGUCGCUCCUUUCGUCUCAUUUCACAAAACAGACAUGUUUAAUGGAUUUCGCGUUAACCCACAAAUACAUCUGGGCAUUAUGGACCAACACAUCCGGCGAUUCGGUAUUGCAAUAUGCUGCCAUUGAAGAGGCUAAUGGGUUGGGUAUAGGCUGGAAUGACGUCACGCUGCAAGUCGAUCAAGAUUCCACCGUGUUUGUGCAUCACUCAAUCGAACCAAAUGAAAUCUACUUGUGCAAUUUAUUCGUACCUGGGAAAUUUUCAAAGAAUGUUUUAUUGAAAACAAUCGAGAUGACAUUGAAGUCUUUCGAUGAAGAAAUUGAUCUAAACGUGUCAAGCAAAUCAUCCUUUGAAGAACUUAAGGAAGCUGUAGAGAGACUGAUUCAAUACGAGAUACAAAAUUUUAUGCUGGAUAACGAGAUAGACCAAGAAGAAUUUUACAACUUACAAAUGCAAAGUUGGAGUAGGUUCUAUGCAUCAGCUGUCCAGUAUGAUCAGGUUGAGCGGAAACCAAUUGGCCUUCAUUCUGAUGAGAGUUCAGGCUUAGUUUCUAUCAUACGUCAGAACUACCGUGGAUAUCUCGUGUCAAAUUCCUGGUUGGAGAUGUUGUAUUUAAAGGACCAACAUUCUCAUGAUAACUGUAUGAGGUAUCUACACAAUGAAGCUGGAAUUGCAGAUACUGAUGUUUGCAGCAGCAUUUUGGAGCUAGUUGACUGCUUAAAAUCAAUCUCUUUACUGUUCACUGAAACAACGUUAAAUAAUAUAGAGAGCAGUAUUGCUACGAAUGAGGACAUAAAAGAAAUUUUUGCUUCGUUGGCAAGGGAUCUCUUAACAGAUGCAAGCAAUUCUUCAGAUCUUGUUGGUGAUGCAAGAUUGACUGAUAAGUUCGUACGGAGUCUCCAGCUUAAGCUGAAAGAUCUUCCAGACAUUCUCGGCGCGAUUUCAACAAUUGUCGAUACACUGGACCCUUCAAAAUGGCUUCCAAACGACUUCGAAAAUUUGGAUGAAGGGCUUCAAGCAUUCUCUGUGAACUCGAGCCAUUCAUUCAGCAGCAAGGAAGGUAGGGCAGUGAUCGUCGAAGCCAUUUCCAGGAAAGCGCAAACCAGCAUGGAAAUCUGCAGAGACCUGUUGCUAUUAAUGAACUCGAUGAUUUGCCUAGGUUCCUCGGCUGGCAUCUUGGACGACAAAAGAGCUGUUCUUGUCGCUGAGUGUAUUCCAAAAGUAUUGGAGCUGUUGAAAUCUUUUUUCACGAUAAUUUGGUUGCGAAGGAAUACUUUUACCACCGACAAUGCAGAUUACGUGGAAAACAGUUUGAAAAAGUUUGCUGCUUUGGAACUUGUAGACAUGAAAAUUUCAUUGAAAAAGUCAAAAUGGGAAGGAUUCGCAAAUCAGUCCAUACUUAAUGCUUUUGUGUCGCAAGUUGGUCUGUCAAACAGCCUGAAAAUAUUUGCCAGACUACCAGCAGAAUCGCAGUCAGGAUCAGCAAGAAAAGCCACACGACCUUGGGACUAUGAUUUUCAAAUUAUAUUUGAUAUGAUUUUCAGAUCCAUAUGGCCAUUACGCUUUGGGACACAACUUCCAGAGUUCCUCUUGGCACAAGGUCAGGCAACGUUGUUGAUAGAAUAUUUGGCCAUGUGCAGCGACUGGUGCUCAGCAAACAAAGGAUCGAGAGAAUUUCUUUUAGGCCAAGCAUAUUUACAGAACGGCGAGCAUGAGAAGGCAAGACAACAUUUCUUCAAGGCAACCAAAUUCAUAGCUGACGGAGAAGACCUUCUUUCACGUCUUAUUCCAGAAGAUGCAACUGAAAAGCCAAACAUGAUUGUGUUUUACUUUAUUACGGUGAUGAGGUUAUUUGAACAAUUUGAUAAUCCGGAAAUGAUGAUCAUUGUUGCAAAGGCCGCCAUUUUUCUCGCUAACAAUGCCAAGUCCAAGGAAGUUGCAAUGUUAUGGUCAAAUAUAUUCAAAUGUCAUUUACAACUCGGCCAGACCAAUGACGCUUACCAGGCGAUUGUUCUCAACCCAGAUAAACAAAGGCGACGCAAUUGCCUGCAUAACUUCAUCGUUACUCUAUGUGAAAGAAAACAGUUACAAGAGAUAUGCAAUUUCUCUUACUCUUCAAUGGAGGAUGAUGUUGUCAACAUAAUUGAAACAAGAGCAAGAACAGUCGAUAUCACCAUCAACGACUAUUACGAUCUCUUGUAUGCAUUUUAUUCAUUCAGAGGAGAUAUGCGAAGAGCUGCUACAACUAUGUACGAGUAUGCAUGUCGACUGCGGACAGAGAUGCAUGGGUUGGAAUCAUUGCAGCAGCAGGCUAAAUGUUUUCUUGCUGCAAUAAACUGCCUCAGAAUUUGUGAUCAAAAUUAUGCGUGGAUUGUCAGGCCAUCUCAAGAGAAAAUCGAUGUUUAUGAUAUUGAGGAUGACUUUACUAUGCAAGGGAGAUCCCCAAAGCGAAGUGAAGAUGGUGAAGAAAUUGCACUUAACAUUGUGGACAUAAAGAAAGGUACCAAAAAGACUGUCAUUGUUGAACUGUCAGACCUUGAAAAGGAAUACCUACUUAUUGUUGCAAGGUUAAAUCUGGUUCAGUUCGACAAAAAUUCUUCAACCGCUCUUGGCCCAUAUCUGAGUGCCAACGAAAUAGUACCACUUUUGUCUCAGUCUGGCCUCUUUGACAGAGCAUUUUCCAUCGCCAUCGCAUUCAAGCUAGAUCUGGAUCCAAUUUUCGAAGGAAUUGCAUCCAAGUGUGUGAGAGUUUGUAAUGAUGUUUCAAAAGGUUUGGCAAUGGACCAAGCUUUCAACUGGUUGACUGCUAAUGACACUGGUUUGACACAGAGCAUUAAUGAUGUCAGUGCAGUAGAACAAACAUGGAGACUUCUCAGGAGCUACCUCGACAAAUUCACAAAAAUAAAUGGGCCAGUGUAUCACAAAUCAGUUGCUAUAAAGCUCUUGUCUUUAGGGUACAGUCUUCCAACUUGGUUUGUACAUGACUACAAACAGAGAAAUGCUGCAGAACUUUUGCGAAUUCUUAUUAACUUUGAUUUGCUCGAAGAGGCUGGGGACCUUGCUGUUGAGUAUGUGAAUGCAGUUUUAGGGGUUGGAAAAGAAAACUUUGGUCUAAAGGAUGCAUUACAUGUGAAUUCUCCAGCUGUUUGGCUUCCAUAUUCUGCACUUGAUCAUCUGGUUGUACUUUUGAAAGACAAAUAUGGCGACUCCAAAUUGCGACAGGUUCAUCACAACUUAUCUAUGAAAAUGAAACAAUAUUUUGAAACUGUGGAAAUGGUGUCACAUGACAAAGUUGGAAUAACACUCAGGACCUCUCGAAUACAAGCAAUUAAAAUAUAGUGAAACUUGACUUUUCUGUAAGAUAUCUCGCUACGAAGAUCAGUGACUGAAUCUUGUUGGUUUUUAGCUACAGGCUGCAAGAAAAUUCCUUUUUAUAAAUAGAUUUAUAUAUUAAAUGAUAAUCAUCA